Molecule: messenger RNA, 3701 nt
Organism: Anneissia japonica
Lineage: Eukaryota; Metazoa; Echinodermata; Crinoidea; Comatulida; Comatulidae
Product: E3 ubiquitin-protein ligase HECTD3-like
Exons: 18
Coding region: 68-2593 (841 amino acids)
Molecular function (GO): ubiquitin-protein transferase activity
Source: RefSeq, a predicted model, not a curated record
CGCGACGAUCGAGAUAUCAGUUUCUCCACCACCAACCAACAGGAAGGUUUGGUUGGCUUGAUCAAAGAUGAGUGCCGUGUUUGGAUCUUCCAGACGCCAAUUGGCAAGAAUAAGAUGUCUUAAACAGUCCGUUAAAUGUCUAAAGGAUAGUGAACCUUUACCAGAGGCGCUUUGCUAUGUGCCAGGUUGUUUGGAAUAUAAAUACCCAAACGCGAGUGAUUCGAACGGUCGGGUUACCGUUUACAGCAAAACAGACAGGAAAUCAAAAUGUGGCGAAAUCGUAUUUUCUAGAGAAACCACUAUCUUUGCCAGUGGUGAAGAAUCCUGCAAUUCAGACGGACUGUGGAUAAGACUUACAAAUAAAUCAUUUAGGGAACAUAUUAAAGGAAAAGAGAACGUGAAAGAAGGAUGGAUUCUUCUGUAUGAAUUGAAAGCUGGUGCCGAGAUGGCAAACGUCCUAUUACCUGUCGUGCCAGAGAAUUCGACAGCUGCCGAGCAGAGAGUGAAAGGGAAGCAAGUUCAUCCACUUUGCAGCUGGGAGCAAAUCUUGGAAUAUACUUACAGUUUAAAAGUAGGCACACCACCAGUCAUCGUUGAAGCUGAUUCAGCAGCCGUCGAACGAUUGUGCAGAGCCCCGCAGAAUUGGACGAUAGAAAACGACGAGGAACUUGCGAAAUUCCUUGCAGAACACAUGGAAACCCACAAUGAAAAACUUGGCAGUGUCAAGCAGUUUGUGGAGUCUGUUGAUGUUUCAUCAACAUGUGAAGAAGAUGAUGCAUCUUGUUUAACUGAUGGUGAUACAUCUACGUACUGGGAAAGUGACGGUUCACAAGGCCAGCACUGGAUGAGGCUCCAUAUGAAGAAAGGAACAAUAAUUAAGCGACUUUACAUAGCAGUUGAUGGACAGGAUGAUAAUUAUAUGCCAAGUCAUGUGAUAGUGAUGGCCGGACAAGAUGGAUCAAACCUUAAAAAAAUCAAUGAUUGUAACAUUGAUGUUAAUUACACUGGUGACUAUUGUAUCCUGGAGGAUAUGACUCAGCAUUAUAAGGUCAUUGAGGUUCGAAUCAAGGAGUGCAAAGAUGGUGGGAUUGAUACCAGAAUACAUGGUAUUAAAAUCAAGUCAACAAAAGAAAAAGACCUCGGUUUAAAUAAAGAUUUGUUUAAGAAUUCAGAGCUAGUGAGAUAUCCACGGCUAGAAUCUGUUGAUAAAGAUGUGUUGUACAGGAGAGCUAUCACCAUGCAAAGGUUUAUUAAAUUAUUUGAUAGUGUUAUACAAUACAUUAUCCCAUCCUGGCAAUAUUCUAUAGGAUCGUUUGGCGAAUUAAAUGCAGUACGACAGAUUUUAGUGUUAUCCAAAAAACGAUCUUCUCUAAUACAACGCUUGCUGAAGCAGUCAGAAACAAGCAAACCCUCAUCGAUGCCAAAAUUGUACAUAAAUAGGAGAGCGGCGUCUGAACACAAGUCGGACCCUAGCAAAGACCCAGAGUGCAAAAGCACUGUCUUCUCGCAGAUUUAUGAAGGUUUAAAAUCAGGAACGCGAUCGAACACUCAGCUGGACUUUCGAUGGCCUCAACGUUACGACCAGUGGUGGGAGUGCAAAUUCUUGUCAGAAGGCAUCAUUGACCAAGGGGGUGGCUUCCGGGACAGUCUUUCGGACAUAUCAGAAGAAUUAUGCCCAACGGCUAACGACCAACCUGAUCCGCUUCCCUUUUUUGUGCGCUCACCGAACCAGAAACACGAAGAUCUGAACACGAACCGUGACGUCUUUGUACCGAAUCCUGGUUGCAAGGAGUUUAUCAAGUACGAGUGGAUUGGAAUGCUAAUGGGAGGCUGUCUACGAAGUAAAGAGAACCUGGUACUUGCGUUACCAUCAUUUGUAUGGAAACAAUUAGCGGGAGAGUGCAUCAGUUGGUCUCGGGACUUCACGACAGUCGACUCGGCUGCCGUUAAACUACUUGAGUUACUAGAAAGUAUAGACCAGGAGACGUUCGAUGAAAGCUUUGCUGACGACCUAACGUUUACCACAAUGCUUAGUAACCAGACAGUAGCGAUGUUGAAGGAAGAUGGAGAUAAAAUCAAAGUGCAAUACGAGCAACGGAUGGAAUUUUGCCGUCUGGUGCAAGAGAAGAGAAUGAAUGAAUCUAAGCAACAGAUUGCAGCUAUUAAGCACGGUAUUCUGCAAGUAAUACCACAGGCUGUUCUUGAUUUAAUGACUUGGCAACAACUUGAAACGUCUAUAUGUGGCAACCCAGAAAUUUCACUUGAAGCCUUGAAAAAAACUACUUUUUAUGAAGAUAUUGAACAGAAUGACACGAGGGUGAAGUAUUUAUGGGAAGCAAUGGCAAACUUUACAAAUGAGGAUAGGAGUCGUUUUCUAAGAUUUGUUACCGGGAGGCGCCGUUUACCUGCUCCUCUUUAUAUUGCUGCAGAUCGGGGAACUGAGAAAACAGAUUCAUUGCCAGAAUCAUCUACCUGUUCAAAUACACUUUUUCUACCAUGUUACUCCAGUGCCAAAGUAGCAGAAGAGAAAUUGCGUUACGCAGCCUACAAUUGCGUUGCCAUAGAUACUGACAUGGGAUCCUUGGUCGAAUAAGAAAACAAAUGGUGCUUCUACUUAAGAUAUGAUUGGUGUAUAGAAGGUUAAAGCCAAAUCCACACUAUCAGAUUUUCUUGACUAAAAUGCGGUUAUAUGCCCAUAUAUAGUCAUGAUGCGGCUAUAUAGUGGUCACGAUGUGAAUGUGAUGUCAUCAUGACCAUAUUUAGGCAUGUCACAUGUUUUUUUUGUCAAAUAAAAUUUGGUGUAUGGACUCGGAAUGUCUUCAUAUCAGUAUUUGCUCUUCAAUGAAUUGAGUUGUAAAAAUACUGGUUGUGGAAAGUUCCAAUGCAUUUUAAUUCCAGGGCCGCCCCUUAAAUCUGCCCCUGAACAAUGUGUGCACAGAUAACUAAAAAUCAUGUUCAUGUUGGCUCUAGGAAUGGUGUACUUUUACCUCUGAAUAUCUAAGGCUUGAAAUAUCCCAUUUCAAUGAACGACCCCCUCAUCAUUUUAAAGAUUACACACUCAAGAAUCUGAAAAUACCUUGAAUUUAAGUUUUUGCUAGAACUAAAUCAUUUUCCACAACAUGCCUCAAUUGGUUUUUUUUCAGUUACACCUAGUUAUUGUAGUGCUAUAGUAUGUUUAUGGUCACUUUAACAUUUACUUUAUUGAGGAAUAGUAUUCUGAUGAAUUGUUGAGUGCAUCUCUCAUACUACCAAUACAAAAUAUGGAAGUGUAUGCUUACAUUUAAUUCAUUGAGGAAUAGUAUUGUGAUCAUUGUUGAGUGUAUCCCUCAUACUACCAAAUAUGGAAGUGCUCUUGCCAAAAAAGUAGUAGCAAAAAUAUAAAUUCUGUGGUUGUAGAUAUAGAUAUAUAUAUAUAUAUAUAUAUAUACACACACAGCCAAUCAUUGUGCAGGAUAUUCAGCAUCGAUACCAAAUUGUUUUGUUAAUAUUUUAUCCAUUGUUCUUGAAUCUGUAAUUUGCAACACUUAAAAAUGGCAAACCAGGAGAUGGAGUAAUUAAUGACAAUAGUUUGAGAAUUUGUGUUGUGCUUUUACAGAAGUGAUACAACAAUGCUUAAAACAACUUUGUUAUAAAUCUAUCUAAUAGAAUAGCCUAAAAACAGCAGUAUAAGAAAGCUUUACUCAUGAAGUUUAAAUUCAUAC